AUGAACUACCUGCGUCGACGACUCUCGGACAGCAAUUUCAUGUCCAACCUACCCAAUGGUUACAUGACCGACCUCCAACGCCCCGACCCGCCGCAGCAGAGCCCCGCAGUGUCGCCCGGGCCGUCGGAGAGGCGCCAGUCCACCAGCCAGCAGCCGCCUGUAGGCGGAGGAGGAGGAGGAGGAGGAGGAGGCUCCGGCUUCUUCUCAUCCAUAUCCAAUGCUGUCAAACAGACCACGGCUGCUGCGGCCGCGACCUUAUCCGAGGCAGCGGACCGGGCAGGAGUCACCAGCAGCGCCAAGAUCCUCCUGGUUGUCGACGACCAGCAGACCGACUGGGUAAAGGUCUUCAGAGGAAGAAAGGUCCACGGUGAAUUUGACAUCAAGGUAGAACAGGCAGAAUUCUCUGAAAUCAACCUGGUGGCCAACGCCACAGGCAGCUACAAUGUGGACAUUGAUGCGAUCCGGAAUGGGCAUAAGGUUACUAAAUCGUUUAAGCCUGACUUUGUGCUGAUCAGACAGCAUGCUUUCAGCAUGGAUAAGAAUGGAGACCACCGGAACAUAGUGAUUGGGUUGCAGUAUGCUGGAGUGCCAAGUGUUAACUCUUUGCACUCUGUCUACAAUUUCUGUGACAAACCAUGGGUGUUUGCUCAGAUGUCUAGACUUCACAAGCAGCUGGGCCCAGAGGAGUUCCCACUGAUUGAGCAGGUUUACUAUCCAAACCACAAGGAAAUGAUCACCUCCCCUCGAUUCCCCGUAGUGGUAAAGAUGGGCCACGCUCACUCAGGAAUGGGAAAGGUGAAAGUGGACAAUCAGUAUGAUUUUCAAGAUAUUGCGAGUGUUGUGGCACUGACCAAGACUUAUGCCACAUCUGAGCCUUUUAUUGAUGCAAAGUAUGAUGUCCGCAUCCAGAAGAUUGGUAGCAAUUACAAGGCUUACAUGAGAACAUCAAUUUCUGGCAACUGGAAGACUAACACUGGCUCAUCUAUGCUUGAGCAGGUGGCCAUGUCAGACAAGUACAGAAUGUGGGUGGAUUCUUGUGCAGACAUCUUCGGAGGGUUGGAUAUCUGUGCUGUGGAAGCUUUACAUGGUAAAGAUGGAAAGGACUACAUAAUAGAGGUUGAUGACUGUUCGAUGCCACUGAUUGGAGACCAGCAGGACGAGGAUCGCGUUCAGAUUGCAGAACUAGUGAUUUCUCAGAUGAACGAGACUGUUCCACGCACUUCAAGCUCUUCCACAGUCCGUGCCACCGGAGGACAGCCAGCACAGAAGGCGGUGUCUCCUCAGCCUGUCUCUCAGCCCAGAGUACCACAGAGUCAGCAGCGUCCCUCACCUCAGGGUGGUCCUCAGCAAAGCCCACCAUCUCAGCAGCGUCCACAGCCUCAAGGCCAGCCUCCUGCUCAGACUCAGCAAUCUGCGGCCAGCCCUGCGCCUGGUGACUCCAGCACCCAGGCUAAGCCUAACCAAGGACCUGCAGCCCAACCACGGCCAGCAGGUCAGGGUGCUCCUCAAAGCCAGAGACCUGCUUCUGGUCAGGGUUCUCCUCAGCGAAGCCAAGGAGGUUCCCCUCAAGCUCAGAGGCAACAGUCUGUGACACAGCAACAGAAACCCGGUGCAGGAGGCCAGAAACCUCCGCCACAACAGAGGCCUGCUCAGCCCCCUAGGCAGAUGUCACAGGGGGGGCCACAGCAACAGAAGGCUGGUGGCCCGCCGGGUCGUCCCGGAGCACCCACCACCCAGCAGCCACGCCCUGCUGCCCAAGGCCAGGGGGGUCCGGGAGGUCGCCCCCCACUGCAACAAAAGCCUCAGCCCCCGCAGAAGCCCAGUCAGGACAGCCCGUCCAUGGGCGGCUCUCCACAGCUAAACAAGUCCCAGUCUCUUACCAAUACCUUCAACAUUCCAGAAACCCCAACACCACGAGCCAGCCUUAGCCAGGACGAGGUGAAGGCUGAAACCAUACGCAAUCUACGCAAAUCUUUUGCCAGUCUCUUCUCAGACUGA
Stegastes partitus (bicolor damselfish) is the source of this 1998-nucleotide messenger RNA. It is a transcript of the gene syn1, whose product is annotated as synapsin I. Lineage: Eukaryota; Metazoa; Chordata; Actinopteri; Pomacentridae. The transcript has 13 exons. Gene Ontology annotation, biological process: neurotransmitter secretion. Gene Ontology annotation, cellular component: synaptic vesicle membrane; synaptic vesicle. Gene Ontology annotation, molecular function: ATP binding. The record is from RefSeq and is a predicted model, not a curated record. The coding region runs from base 1 to 1998 and encodes 665 amino acids.